This is a messenger RNA of Grus americana (Whooping crane), 3241 nucleotides long. It is a transcript of the gene MARCO, whose product is annotated as macrophage receptor with collagenous structure. The record is from RefSeq and is a predicted model, not a curated record. Lineage: Eukaryota; Metazoa; Chordata; Aves; Gruiformes; Gruidae. The transcript has 15 exons. Gene Ontology annotation, cellular component: membrane. The coding region runs from base 96 to 1607 and encodes 503 amino acids.
UCAGGUGCAGAACAGAGAGCUUCAUUCUGCACUGGGCCAUCACGGUGUGGAUUUUCAGCUCAUGUCUACCUGAAGCUUAUGCCGCAUUUUCUUCCAUGGCCACGCAAAACAGCGAAGACCCAGCAGCCCCGUGGAUAAGCACAGACCUGCAGUCUGGAAGAAGACCGUGUGAUGGGGACUGCCCUGUCCCUCAGAGAGGGCAGCACGUGGCGGCGGCAGCAUGGGUGCAGAGGGCUCUGCCCAGCGCCUACCGAUGGCUCUCACCUGCGGGCUUGGAGCCUCGAAUCCAAAGAAAGCCAUCCACAUGCUGUGCUCGGGCAGCUCUCGGCAUCUACCUGCUGCUACUGACGGCUGGCCAGGGGCUGCUGGUGUACAAAGUGUUUAAGAUGCAGAGAGAGAUAAUGAAAUUUCAAGAACAAAAUACCUCCUAUACAGAAGAGAUUCUGGAAAGCUCCUUUGCCAACAAACUGCUUUUGGAGAGAAGCUCUACAGGGAAGUACGUGGGACGUGAAGAAAACUGGAGGAGAAACUUAGAAGAGGAAAUCACCAUAAUUAAAAGCAGCAAUGCAAAGCUGAUGGUACUGAUGAACAACAUCACUCGUUUUGCAGGGCCUCCUGGACGCAAAGGAGAUCCUGGUCCACCAGGGCUACAGGGACCACCGGGGAGAAAGGGAGAACAAGGAAUCCAAGGCAUGCAUGGACUGCAGGGCGCGAAGGGGAGUAAAGGAGAUCCUGGUCCUGCUGGCCCCAGUGGUGAACCAGGAGCGAGAGGAGAAAAAGGAGAGAUGGGGCUUGCAGGUCUUCAAGGACCUAAAGGUGAAAUGGGCAGGAAGGGAGAUCCCGGGCUCCAUGGACCCAUGGGUCCUCAGGGACAGAAGGGAGACCCAGGACAGCCAGGUUUCAAAGGUAUCAAGGGGGAGCCUGGACAUCCUGGGCAGAAAGGAGCGCCAGGCAUCACUGGACAACUGGGACCCAUGGGAGUUCCUGGCCUCGAUGGCAGACCUGGUCAGAAAGGGGAGAAGGGGGACCCUGGACCCAGUGGUAAUCCAGGAACACCAGGCACUGCAGGACUCAGAGGUGAAAAGGGAGAGAGAGGAGAAACAGGUCUUCCAGGGCAAAAGGGAACAAAGGGAGACCAGGGCCUGCCAGGCAUCCAAGGCAUAACUGGUGAAAAAGGAAGCAAGGGUGAUUAUGGCAGUCGUGGUCAAAAAGGAGAACCGGGACUAAAAGGCACAAAGGGAGACCGUGGAUUCUCUGGUUCCCCAGGAACGAAAGGGAGCAAAGGUGAAAAGGGAGAAGGCAACUUCAAUCAUUUUAUUCGAAUCGCAGAAGGGGGAAGGAGGGGCCGCGUGGAAAUCUUUUACCAAGGGUCCUGGGGAACAAUAUGUGAUGAUGGCUGGGGCAACCAAGAUGGCGGCGUGGUUUGCCGAAUGCUGGGAUACAGCCGUGUGGUCUCCACCUUCACAGCAAGACCAGGCACUGGACAAAUUUGGCUUGAUGAUGUGAAUUGCAGUGGGAAUGAAUAUUCAAUUUUUGACUGUCCAAAGCCCAAGUGGGGUGUGAACAACUGCUCCCACAACGAGGACGCUGGGGUGGAGUGCGCUUGAUGGGACACAGAAGCUGCCCUGGGAGCUGCUGCCCCCCUCUGCUCUCUACAGGGCUCUUGAUCAUAACAUGAACCCAAUGUCAUCAGGCUGUGCUUAUAGUCUCUUUACCAGGUCAUAAAAAUAUUGACAGAGAAAGCUGAAUUUUCCAUAAAUCAAUAAUGGUUGCAAGACCCACAGGUAACCUGAAACAUCCCAUCUGUCAUGAAACAACUGGAGCUCAGGCACAUGAGCCAGUUCACAGCUUUUCCAGCUACCUGACAUCAGCUCAUCUGCAGUAGCUCACACAUGUGUGACCUCUAUGUCCACAGAGGAGGAGAGAUGGUCCACUUUAGCUUAAUUGCAGAAAGAGAGAACAGGGUAAGCGUGCAGAAACAGGCAGCUACUGCAGCUGAGCUGGCUAGUCCGUCUUCAUCACAGUACAAUUGUGAAUCUGAGCCUAAACCCCCCCAGUGAAGUGCAUACACCCAAGACAGGAGAUGCUCAGAUAUCAUAUGUGGGAGUCAAAUAUAAAUGUUCUCCAGAAACGAUCCCGAUCACAGGUUAAAGUGCAAAAAUAAGUGCUUGGGAUCUAGGUGCUGCACUAUCCAGGUUUAGCACAGACCUUGACCUUGGCCAAGUCUUCUGCCUUGUCUCUCAGUGUUUCCUAACCUGUCUCCAGGAGCAACACCCCUUACCUUAUCUGGUGUAUAAAGCUAAGCAUUUCAUACCUUUAGAAAUUACAUACUCCAGUAAAGCAAAGGGAUGAAAAAUAAAAGCAAUAGUGGGGAAGUAUCAGCUAAUUAAACUUCCAGAGCAAAAAUGCAGACCCUAAACCAAAGUCUUCUACCUUAAUUGAAAAUCUUAGGUGUCUGAGAUAAUAACUGAAAGGUUUCUCUUUCUUAAGACAUAAGUCUUCCCCUUUUCCACCAGCACCGGACAUUCAGCAGGUGACAAAAAGCCUGUCUACAUGUAGCUGUGCACAACACAACAAUCUGCUUUUAUUUCAUUGUAUUUCAAAUGUCAGAAAUACAUGUAAGCAGCCCCACAUCUCUGCCUUAAUGUGAGUCAUAAUUGCAUUUGUCUACACAGCUUUGAAACUUGUUUUUAGUGCUUAGAAAUUCAGACAUAAUUGGAAAAACUGAGCAGUGCUGGCAAGAGCAGCAGGUGAUGGGGCAUCCAGGACCUCAGGAAAGAAGUCUGGAAAAUCCCAAGAGUUUUCCAGUAUCCACUCCAAUGCCUUUGACAGCAGGAAAAGGAAGAGAGCCGCUUACCAUUCCUGGUUCUGGUUUAGAGGAGGCAAGGAGCACCUGCCACAAACCCUGGGAGAAAUCUGAUGAAUGACAACUAUUUCAGAGCUGGUAGAAAAGGACAGUGUCUCAUGCUCAUGAGAAGAGACAAAAACUUUCUCUUCUGGUAGGGACCCCCACCAGCAUGCUGAGUACUGGCACUUGGGCUAACACAACUUUCUGCAGGGCUUCCACAGACAGUGCUGAGCCUGCACAGGUUUCCUUCAUCUUUUUUUUCUUUUUCUUUUCUCUUUUUUUCUUUCUUCUUCUUUUCUUUUCCUUUUUUUUUCUUUUUUUUUUUUUUUUUUGCAUGGCAGUAUGUAAGUAAAGCAUUUUCACUGUUAGGAAAUAAAGGAUUUACAAGUUGUA